UGUAUUAUUGUGUACUUUAAUUUGAUAACGUACAAGCGUCCUUACAUAGGAUCUUAUAGCAUGAUUUGUUAACAAAUUGUGCUACGAUUAGGGUAAUUUGAAUAUACUGAUGUGGAUGCGGUGUUGAGUCUCAUUGAGGAAAAAUACUGUUUCACACGAAUGCAUCUUUCUUUGAAUGCGAACGGAUUUAAUACAAGUAGGAUUUCUUAUGUGAAAUACUUAUAAGAAAACCCCGCAAAAAGGUUUAUGACAAACGCUGAUUGAUGACGUAGCUGCACAUACAAAUGACGUUUACUAACAUUAUAAUUUGUCCAAAAUAUGAACUUAUAAUGCAAGUUGACAGUCUCUGGUUUGUGUUUGAUAAUGCUUCAAAUAUAAAAUGAAAUUCGAUCUGAUUUUGUGUUAAACUACGGAGCGCAGUAUCGGAAAAAUUUCUCGCCGUCUCAUUGGUGGAUAAAUAGUAUUGCUUAAGGAGAAUUGAGACUGUAAAUGGCGUUCUGUGGUUAUUGUAACAUGGAUAAGUGUCCGGGAAAUAAACAAGGACUAAGUCGCCGGCGGAUAACACUAGCAGUAAUAAUAGAUGUCAUACUUUUUCUAAUAGUGGGCAUUCCGGUAUUAUUCCUUUACCUAUGGGGAACGCCAUUCGAGCGCGGCUUCCUGUGCGACGACCCAGCUCUUUCACUCCCUUUCCUGUCUGAAACUGUCUCUACCAGAGUUCUGAUUAUAGCCGGCUUCAGCGUCUCGAUUCUUGUGGUUUUGGUGGUUGAGCUCCUGAACACAGCAGACCGGAAGUGCCAUUGUCCUUGCCAGAGUAAUGAUGGACUAGGCUUCUGUGUGCGUGGCUAUAGCGUCUUCUUCGUUGGCUUCGUGAUGCAGCAGCUGGUAGUGGAAAUCGCGAAAAACCAGCUUGGAGCACUCCGGCCUAAUUUCUUUGACGUCUGCCGGCCGCAGUUUAACAAUUCACUUUGUCCGGGCUAUAUCAGCGAAUACACGUGCACUGGAAGUAACCACGGACCAGAUGAGAUUCGGGACAGUCGACUGUCGUUCCCUUCAGGUCACGCAUCAUUUUCAAUGUACAUUGCCAUCUAUUUCUCUUUUUACAUCCAGAGGCGACUAAAGGUGACAUAUUCACGGUUGGUUAAACCUUUCCUACAAUUCGGACUGGUCUUUCUCUCGCUGAUCUGUGGUCUUGGCCGUAUCCAGGAUAACAAGCACCAUCCCGCCGAUGUCAUCGUCGGAUUCCUUGUCGGAUUAACUACAGCAGUACUUGUGUUUGUCUUCGUCGGCGACAAGCUUCUUACGACCGUUGACGAUUCAGAAGUUCUUUCCCAUCGGCAAACAGAUACACAAUGUGACGGUUGCGCAAGUGGAGCGACGACUCCUGCAAUCGUUGACCCAAAGACACCAGCACCUCUGCUGCAAAACGAAUACUUCAGUGGCAUGUCACACGGGAAUGGAAGCAUGCAUAGACACACUUGUAAUCAAAAUUUUAAUGGCAUGCCGGAUGAAAGGCGUCAUAUGUCUACACCAAGUUCACCAAGUCAGCGAGUGGAAGACGUUUAACAUCCGGAGAGUACCAACAAUUAUAUAUGUUCACUUGCAGUACCUUUUUGAAGAGCUUGUACUACGCAUACUGUGCGGACACUGUAACAGUUUCAGAGAUAUAGCUACCUUGUCGUAAUGACUUACUUGAACUAAGUAGUAAUUCUAAUGAGAGGGUUGAAAGUAGUUGGUCCAUUUAAAAUGAGUAUAUGUUGUUGGGCGCAAUAUCGGCGGCUUUAAACUUACCGAACAUAUAAGAAUUAAACAUCCUUAACUUAUUAUGUGAAAAAAUGUGAUCACAAUGUUUUACUUUUUUGUUGUAAAUGUUGAAUGAUUGCAGUCUAUAUUAUAACAAUGACAGUAUCAUGUUGUCCUUGCUUUGAUCUUCCUUUUAAACUAUGUAUUCAUAUAAAGAAAAUAACCGCCACUUUUUAAACGUCACAAUUUAAAGUAAAG
Molecule: messenger RNA, 1998 nt
Organism: Mya arenaria
Lineage: Eukaryota; Metazoa; Mollusca; Bivalvia; Myida; Myidae
Product: phospholipid phosphatase 1-like
Exons: 6
Coding region: 490-1563 (357 amino acids)
Biological process (GO): phospholipid metabolic process; signal transduction; phospholipid dephosphorylation
Molecular function (GO): phosphatidate phosphatase activity
Source: RefSeq, a predicted model, not a curated record